GUUUCUUCUGUCCUAGUUCUCGCUUCGAACUCGAUGAUAAGAAUUUAAGGCCAAACCUCCGGCAAUGGCGGUGGUUUCAUCGUCUCCAAUUCUCUUGCCACUGCGCAUGAACCUUGGCUCAUCUUCUCCAAAUAUUCCUCUCUUCAGUAUCUCCUCCAGAUCGAGCAAUCGGCCUCGACCACCUAUCAUCGUCUUCUCUUACACAGAAGCGGGAGAUGGUUUGGCUAGUGAGGAGAAGAAGUUGUUGCUUGAGCGCUACGGUCUCGACCCUGACGAGUUCUUAUCUGAACCUACUCCUCCUAAGACUGGGAAGAGAAAGGAGCUGCAAAAGAGAGGAAGGGGCAAAUCAGUCCAACCACCAGAGGAACCUAAGCCACCACGGGCUACACAUAAGUUGCUUCAGGUGCUUGGCGGAAAGGCUCGAAGAAAGAAGUUGUUGUCGCCCAAGGGUAUGGAUGUACGGCCGAUGAUGGAAGUUGUGAAAGGUGCAGCCUUUGAUAUAUUGCAGGCAGCUAGUGGUUGUCCUGCAGCUUUAAGGCCUGGCCGCUGGUUGGACUUGUAUAGUGGUACUGGAUCUGUUGGGAUUGAAGCGAUUAGCCGAGGAUGCUCUCAGGUGCAUUUUGUUGAGAUGGAUCCUUGGGUUGUGUCUGAUGUUCUGCGUCCAAAUUUGGAAUGGACUGGGUUUCUUGAUGUUUCAAUAAUACAUACUGUUCGUGUUGAAAAUUUCUUGGAACGCGCUGAGCAAUUUGUAGGUAAAGAUGGGUCAUUUGAUUACAUUAGCGUUACCCCUCCAUACACUGAAGUUGACUAUGGAGUUCUAAUGGGCCAGAUUUCAAAGUCACCCUUAAUUGGAGAAGAUACCUUUAUUGUAGUUGAGUAUCCUUCAAGAACGGACAUGCUUGAUACAUGUGGAUUCCUGGUGAAGAUAACUGAUCGGCGGUUUGGUCGGACACACUUAGUGAUAUAUGGACCGACAUGGGCCCAGAAGAAAAGGAAGCCUUAAAAGUCACUUUUGGAAGCCAGCAGUAGAAGUUUAACCCAGAUCCGCUAGUGGAGAUGGAAACUGUAUCCUGGAACUGAAAAGAGUUUGCAGUGGAAUACAUCACAUCUCCAAAAUCUACAAGUAACUGGUGUACUGUCUUGGAGAUGGAAACUGUAACCUGGAACUGAAAAGGGUAUGCAGUGGAGGACAUGGCAUCUCCAAAAUCUUUAAGUAAUUGGUGUACUGUCUUCUCCUGUCGAAUUUUUGUCUUGCCACAUGAGCUGUAACGGACUUAAUGGCAUCAUCUGUUCCAUGAGUAUGUUCAAAUAUGUUGAGAAUCA
Messenger RNA from Juglans microcarpa x Juglans regia, 1323 nucleotides. RefSeq names its product putative rRNA methyltransferase YlbH. Bases 65 to 1003 code for a protein of 312 amino acids. Gene Ontology annotation, molecular function: methyltransferase activity. The transcript is spliced from 9 exons. Gene Ontology annotation, biological process: rRNA methylation. NCBI's taxonomy places the organism in Eukaryota, Viridiplantae, Streptophyta, Magnoliopsida, Fagales, Juglandaceae. The record is from RefSeq and is a predicted model, not a curated record.